Molecule: messenger RNA, 1689 nt
Organism: Gadus chalcogrammus (walleye pollock)
Lineage: Eukaryota; Metazoa; Chordata; Actinopteri; Gadiformes; Gadidae
Gene: syt9a
Product: synaptotagmin IXa
Exons: 7
Coding region: 1-1689 (562 amino acids)
Biological process (GO): regulation of calcium ion-dependent exocytosis; calcium-ion regulated exocytosis; regulation of dopamine secretion
Cellular component (GO): dense core granule; membrane
Molecular function (GO): calcium ion binding; calcium-dependent phospholipid binding; phosphatidylserine binding
Source: RefSeq, a predicted model, not a curated record
AUGCCUGGAGACAUAGAUUAUGAGAUUUGUCAAACGGCACUAGAACUUCUGUCCGAUCUUUGCUCAAGAGGGGAAGUGCAGAACGACCACUGCCUGGAUUUCAUUUACUAUUUCCGAGACCUCGCCAGGCCGCGCCACACGGAUUCAGAUGUGUCGGUGAGCCUGCUCUCCCUGGUAGUGACAGCCUGUGGCCUGGCCCUGUUUGGAGUGUCCCUCUUCGUCUCCUGGAAGCUCUGCUGGAUACCAUGGAGGGAGCGCGGUGUCGUGCUCAGGACCAAGGAGUCCCAGGGCCACUACAACCCCACCAUGGCACCUUUGAUCCCGCACAACCUGGCCCCACGGCAGCCCGUGUACACGGCCGUGGACCCGCCGCCCCACGUCCGCCGUGAGUCCCGCGUGACGUUCCCCCCCGCCCGCGAGCCCACCCCGGUGGCGUCGGCGGUGUCGGUGGUGGAGGCCCCGCCCACGCCGGUGUCCCCGCCCCUCGAGGUGUUGCCGACCCCGGAGGUCGCGAUGAAAAUCAGCCACACGUCUCCGGACAUCGCCCUGGACGCCCAGUGUAAGACCCGGGAGAACGGCGUCCACACCAACCCCCGCAUACAGAGGCAGACCACCGAACCGCCCCCCUCUGGGCGAACCAUGGCAGAGAUCGGACAAGGUCCCAUCCGCAGGCACAUGAACCUGUCCAACCCGGACUUCAACGUGGCUCAGUUCCAGAGGCAGGACUCCCUGACCGGGCUGGGUCUGGGGCGGCUCAAACCGGAGCUCUACAAGCAGCGCUCUCUGGAGGGGGAGGAGGGCGGUCGCCGGGGCGGGGGCUGCGGGCGCCUGAACUUCAUCCUGCGGUUCGACUGCGACCUGGAGCAGCUCAUCGUCAAGAUCCACAAGGCGGAGGGUCUGCCGGCCAAGGACUUCUCGGGGACCUCCGACCCCUACGUGAAGAUCUACCUGCUCCCGGACCGCAUGACCAAGCACCAGACCAAGGUGCACCGCAAGACGCUCAACCCGGUGUUCGACGAGGUCUUCCUGUUCCCCGUGGCGUACUCGGAGUUGCCCACGCGCAAGCUCCAUUUCAGCGUCUAUGACUUUGACCGAUUCUCGCGCCACGACAUCAUUGGACAGGUCGUGGUGGACAACUUCCUGGAUCUGGUGGAUUUCCCGCGGGAGACCAGACUCUGCCGAGACAUCCAGUAUGUUUCCACGGAUAACGUGGACUUGGGCGAUUUGAUGUGCUCCCUGUGUUACCUCCCUACCGCGGGCCGACUGACCAUCACCAUGAUAAAGGCUCGCAAUCUCAAAGCGAUGGAUAUCACUGGGGCAUCGGAUCCGUAUGUCAAGGUGUCCCUAAUGUGUGAGGGGCGGCGGCUGAAGAAAAGAAAAACCUCCACCAAGAGGAACACACUGAAUCCCGUCUACAACGAAGCCAUUGUUUUCGACGUUCCCCCUGAAAACAUUGACCAGAUCAGCCUGCUGAUUGCGGUGAUGGACUACGACCGGGUGGGCCACAACGAGGUGAUCGGUGUGUGUCGGGUUGGGAACGACGCAGAGACCCUCGGUCGAGACCACUGGAGUGAAAUGCUCACUUACCCCAGGAAGCCCAUUGCCCACUGGCACCCUCUCGUUGAGUACCAAGGAACCAGUAGCCAGGGGGGUUCCUGUAAUUCCCUGAAGACCCCCCCGUCACCGUAG